UAUUAUUAUCGUCGCUCUGCUAAAUUUACACGUCAUCUUUUAACAUGACACGUAUUUCGGAUGGUUGAUUUUAGAUAUAAAUACCGGGAGCUCCGUACUUGUUUAGCUAUCUUCUACCCAGGCAAUCUGAUAAAUCUUCAUACUAAUGGCUACUAACAAACUACUUGAUCGUUUGAAGGACGGCGGAAGUAUUGUUAUUGCGGAAGGAUAUGUUUGGGAGCUGGAAAGACGAGGUUUUGUUAAGAUUGGAAGUCAGAUACCGGAAGUGGUAUUAGAGAAACCAGACGAAGUAGAACUUCUCCAUGAAGAGUUUUGUCUGGCCGGAAGUGACGUUGUCGAAGCCUUUACAUAUUAUGCCCACCGUGCAUAUAUGCGAAGGUUUGGUCGCGAAGGAGAUCUCGAAAGGUUGAACAGAAAUGCAAUGAAAAUUGCGAGAAAAGUUGCAAGCAGGCAUAAUAAACUUGUCGCAGGAGGACUUUCAAAUACACCCUUAUACAAGAAAAAUGACACGGAAAGUCACAAGGAAAUAUAUGAAAUGUUCAAGGAACAGGUGACAUGGUUUGUUGAAGAAGGGGCUGACUAUAUAAUAGGAGAGACGUUUGAUUCUCUAGGUGAAGCCGAAAUAGCACUCAAAGUAAUCAAAGAACAUGGAAAAGGUUGUCCGGCAGUGAUUACAAUGGCGGCAUAUUUCCCUGACCAAACAACAGACAACGUUCCGUUCCCAGAAGCGUUAAAGCGCCUAGAAGAUCAGGGCGCCGCUGUGGUUGGUCUAAAUUGUUCACGUGGACCCGAAACUAUGCUUCCGCUUCUAAAAGAAGUUAGAAAAGUUUGUAAGGGACCACUUGCUGCACUUCCGGUCCCGUAUAGAACAACAGAGAAAGAGAAAACAUUCUACGCUUUAACAGAUCCUGUAACAGGAGCAGACGUUUACACUCGAAAUCUCGAUGUAGUUAGGAGUUCACGAGAUGAGAUCCGGAAGUUCGCCGAGGAUGUGAAGGCCAUUGGUGUACAAUACAUUGGUCUGUGCUGCGGGGCUUACCCAAGCUUAAUCAGGGAGGUUGCAGAGGUUUAUGGGAAGAAUCCACCGGCAUCCAAAUAUGCGAUGGAUCUUACGAAAGGUCCAUACACGCUAGGUGCCAACCCGACAGCUGAAAUGUUGAAACUGAGAAAGUAUAAAACGGGGAAAUAAUUGUCAAUGUAAAAGUAAAAUCCCAUGACAAUAGGAUUAAAAUAAUGACAUUUCUUUCAUAAAGAGUUAAUGUAUGCAUUUUAUUGCCAUAUAUUAUGUGCAUGACAUAUAUGUUGUUUUUCUAGAAAAUAAAAGUAGCAAUUAAAUUACAUCCUGGAUAAA
Messenger RNA from Ruditapes philippinarum (Manila clam), 1351 nucleotides. Its product is annotated as betaine--homocysteine S-methyltransferase 1-like. Bases 146 to 1189 code for a protein of 347 amino acids. The transcript has 7 exons. NCBI's taxonomy places the organism in Eukaryota, Metazoa, Mollusca, Bivalvia, Venerida, Veneridae. Gene Ontology annotation, molecular function: zinc ion binding; methyltransferase activity. The record is from RefSeq and is a predicted model, not a curated record.